CAUAACUUGAAUGGAAACAUUAAACAAUUGCCGAUGCUCCCAUGGAACUGAAUGUUUACCACGAUUGUUGGCAACUAGUGCAGCGCUUCCAUCGGCUAGCAGAGGAGUUGCAACAUGCGGAAUUUGAGCUGUUUUGCCGUUGCUGGCGAGAACUUCAAAUGCAACACAUCUACUCUGCCCAGACGAAUCACAUCGAGGUGGUGUCCACCACUCUAUCAGCCUUGCAUGUCGGCAAACGGGUCGCCUGCAGCUGUCGUCCUAAUGGUCAAGAAUUUCAAGCUUCCCGUGCCCAACGUUACGCCGGAAUAUAUCUGCUCUACGUGAUAUACAAUAAGCAGCCUACGCAGAAUUUUGCAAAAAUCGAAGUUUCACCGAGUACCUGGGACACCCUUACGAGAUAUUUUAGAGAAUUGGAGAAGGAAGAGAACCCAAGGAAAGAUACCAUGCAGGCUUGCUAUAUCUUUACCAAUCUUUACCAGCAUCAAGCAUUCCGUUUUACCGCUCUAGACUAUGCUCAAGGUUUGGACAAUCUUAUUUCCUACGACCGCUUAGAAAGUAUCGUUGGGUCCAAAGGGUACAAACAACCAAUACGUCCAGCUCAUGGACAGAUUGGUCUUGAAGAGGAUCUGAAUGAGUUACGUGAUUUGUAUAGAGCUAGUGGACCAUUUUGUCAACUGGAGGUGGCAUAUAAUAAGCAAAAACAUGAAUUGGCUAAACACAAUAAUGGGGCAUUGCCACCCACUCAGAUCUUUAGCCAGUUACGAGAAACCUUUGAUGAAAUUAGUCACCUAUUAGGCGAUCAAAAUGAGGAGCCUUGCUCCUCUUCGGCUAUAUCACAAUCGGUGGGUCAAGGUGUAGUGCGUCAACGAGUUCGUCAUAAAGCGAUGUACGGUGCGGAGGAUGCAAAAACGGAAUCUUCAUUGGAAAACUCGGAUGACUUAAGUCAAACAAUGUUGGCACAACGACGCAUGUCUUCAGCCACAAUAUUUGUCCGACAAUUACCUAUGGAGGUCGCCCAAGAGUACCAGCGAGGCGAGGACAGUGAUGAUGAGGAAGCAGAUUCAUAGGUGAAACUAUAUUAGACAGACUCUGACUCUCCUCGAAUUACAAGUUAUUUUAAAAAUAUAAAUAAAUAUUUCAAUGAGA
Drosophila willistoni is the source of this 1146-nucleotide messenger RNA. RefSeq lists its product as uncharacterized. Gene Ontology annotation, cellular component: snRNA-activating protein complex. Lineage: Eukaryota; Metazoa; Arthropoda; Insecta; Diptera; Drosophilidae. The transcript has a single exon. The record is from RefSeq and is a predicted model, not a curated record. The coding region runs from base 42 to 1067 and encodes 341 amino acids. Gene Ontology annotation, molecular function: sequence-specific DNA binding. Gene Ontology annotation, biological process: snRNA transcription by RNA polymerase III; snRNA transcription by RNA polymerase II.